AUUCACAAUCAACAGCCAUGGAAGCAGCAGUCAAGAAAUCAAAAGACUCAUUGCAUUGGGUAAAUGUGCUGCAAAGGACCUCUUCAAAGUUUUGAAGAGCAAAGAUGUCACCUUGAAGACUAAGGUGUGCCUGACCCAAGCCAUGGUAUUUUCAAUCGCAUCAUAUGCAUGUGAAAGCUGGACAGUGAAUAAGGAAGAUUGAGGAAGAAUUGAUGCCUUCGAAUUAUGAUGUUGGUGAAGAAUAUCGAAUAUACCAUGGACUGCCAAAAGAAUGAACAAAUCUGUCUUGGAAGAAGUACAACCAGAAUGCUCCUUAGAAGCAAGGAUGGCAAGACUGCGUCUUACAUACUUUGGACACCUUCUUGGGAGGGAUCAGUCCCUGGAGAAGGACAGCGUGCUUGGCAAAGUACAGGGUCAGAGGAAAAGAGGAAGACCUUCAACGAGGAGACCCGUGUACAGUAUCAUCUCAGUUGGAGUUAGAAGAAGCCUUUAGGCUUUAUGAGCUAAACAAGGAUUCUGAACUCUUAAUUCACGUAUUCCCCUGUGUACCAGAACGCCCUGGAAUGCCCUGUCCAGGAGAAGAUAAAUCUAUCUAUCGCCGAGGUGCACGCCGCUGGAGAAAGCUUUAUUGUGCAAAUGGCCAUACUUUCCAAGCCAAGCGUUUCAACAGGCGUGCCCACUGUGCCAUCUGCACUGACCGAAUAUGGGGACUUGGACGCCAGGGAUAUAAGUGCAUCAACUGCAAACUACUAGUUCAUAAGAAGUGCCACAAACUCGUCACAGUUGAAUGUGGGCGACAUUCUUUGCCACCGGAACCAAUGAUGCCCAUGGAUCAGUCAUCCAUGCAUUCGGACCAUGCACAGACAGUAAUUCCAUAUAAUCCUUCAAGUCAUGAGAGCUUGGACCAAGUUGGUGAAGAAAAGGAGGCAAUGAACACCAGAGAAAGUGGCAAAGCUUCAUCCAGUUUAGGACUUCAGGAUUUUGAUUUGCUCCGGGUUAUAGGAAGAGGAAGUUAUGCCAAAGUACUACUGGUUCGAUUAAAAAAAACAGAUCGUAUUUAUGCAAUGAAAGUUGUGAAAAAGGAGCUUGUCAAUGAUGAUGAGGAUAUUGAUUGGGUGCAGACAGAGAAGCAUGUUUUUGAGCAGGCAUCCAAUCAUCCUUUUCUUGUUGGGCUGCAUUCUUGCUUUCAGACCGAAAGCAGGUUGUUCUUUGUUAUAGAGUAUGUAAAUGGAGGAGAUCUAAUGUUUCAUAUGCAGAGACAAAGAAAACUUCCCGAAGAACAUGCCAGAUUUUACUCUGCAGAAAUCAGUCUAGCAUUAAAUUAUCUUCAUGAGCGAGGGAUAAUAUAUAGAGAUUUGAAAUUGGACAAUGUAUUACUGGACUCUGAAGGACACAUUAAACUCACUGACUAUGGGAUGUGUAAGGAAGGAUUACGGCCAGGAGAUACAACUAGCACUUUCUGUGGUACUCCUAAUUACAUUGCUCCGGAAAUUCUAAGAGGAGAAGAUUAUGGUUUUAGUGUCGACUGGUGGGCUCUUGGAGUGCUAAUGUUUGAGAUGAUGGCAGGAAGGUCUCCAUUUGAUAUCGUUGGGAGCUCUGAUAACCCUGAUCAAAACACCGAGGAUUAUCUCUUCCAAGUUAUUUUGGAAAAACAAAUUCGAAUACCACGUUCUCUGUCUGUAAAAGCUGCAAGUGUCCUGAAGAGUUUUCUCAACAAGGAUCCAAAAGAACGAUUGGGUUGUCAUCCUCAAACGGGAUUUGCUGAUAUUCAGGGACACCCAUUCUUCCGAAAUGUGGAUUGGGAUAUGAUGGAGCAAAAGCAAGUGGUACCUCCCUUUAAACCAAAUAUUUCUGGGGAAUUUGGUUUGGACAACUUUGAUUCUCAGUUUACUAAUGAACCUGUCCAGCUCACUCCAGAUGAUGAUGACAUUGUGAAGAAGAUUGACCAGUCUGAAUUUGAAGGUUUCGAGUAUAUCAAUCCUCUUCUGAUGUCUGCAGAAGAAUGUGUCUGAUCCCCAUCUGCCGGCUAUGCGUUUUGCUUGUAUUGCCAUUUAAUGCAUGGAUAAACAUGUUACCAGCCUGGGUACAAUGAUGCAGGUUUAAAAACUAACCAUUUGACAUUUGCCACCUAUGGAAAAGCACUCAGUAUCUCCUGUUGUUGACUAUAAGAGUUAAUUAUUACGUCUAAGCUUAACGUAAAAAAAAAAAGAAACUAGUUUCCAGACAAUCAGUCAUACCAAAAUUUAGUUGUACUGGUUAUUCAGUGGCCUACUUCAGAGUUACAAAGUUAUUAUCUCUUUUAUUUAAAGGAAAUACUUUCUACUGCUUUGAAAGAAGAAUAUCUGUUGGAUUGAGGCACGUAGUGGGAUUAUAGCAUAAAAAAAAUAAGCCACCUACAAUUUCUGUUGUUUAAUUUUGAAAUAAAAGAUUAAUUCAAAAUACACCUUUUAAUGUUACCUAUUAGUUUCCAAGUUCUUUAUGUUUCAAAAUUCAGCUGGAAAUCUUAUUGCCCUGGAUAAUUAAGCUGUUGAUUUUAAGGUAACGGUUAUUAACUGAUAAUAAAAGGUGUUGCUUGCAUACAGUUGGAGAACACAGAUUCUUCUUGAGUAAAAAGAUACGACACAUUAAGAAUCAGCUCUUUUUAAGAAGGUGGCACAAGUGAUUUUUUAGGAUGAUAACGGAGUAACUUCUGCGCUUACUCCUUUAGCCAGAACCUUAACUGGAACGUUAAUCACUGUAGCUCAAAGAACUCAGGAUGCGACUGAAAGAAAAUUUCUCAGUAUAUGCAAAGGAAAAUAUAGAAAUUUAAAGUAGAUACAGAAAAGUAUAAUAGUACUAUUUAUUUCUUAUUGGAGAGUAAAUUCCACAGUUGCUUUACGUAAUUUGAUUUAAAUAAUGAGGAGCAACUCACUUGUGAAAGCAUUGCAUUUAUUCAGGGGAGGCAGAACAUAUAAUAUUUUUUGCUUAAUAAUUUAUUAUACAGGAAAGGAAUUUAUCUUCCAAGUAGACUGUCUUAACUAUACUCAUUUCUUCCCCCAAAAAAGACAUUGUCCAUACUUUUGGACCCAUUUAUAGUGUUUUCAGUGAAAUUCAAGAAAAAUAAUCAGCACGUUCAGGGCACACAUCCACUCACACCAUGGUCCCAGCUCCUCAAGUGCAUUCGUGUGAAGUAGGUAACACAUGGAACAUGGAGUAGAAUACAUUUCAGGGGCAGAGUUCUUCAGGCCAUUUUUUAUUAAUAUUAGUGUUUAGCAAUUUCUUAUUUAAAAGGGUGCCAGAUAUAGCACCCUUCUCUUCUUUAUUUUAAAUCAUUUUUUUAAUGAAAAGGGACUUCUUAAGAAGUAACUAUGAUUAUCUAAAUUACUUACAAUUGUUGAAUCUUAGUGAAAUUAAAUUUUAGGGAACACUAGUCUUAAAUUUAGAAUGAGAAAAAUUAUGGGCAUUUAAUAAAUAAUACUUUCUUUUUUAGAAGCUAUAUUUUGUUAGAAAUAUAAUUUUUCUGAAGUUUCAGGCCAUAUAUUCUCUUUUCUUCAAAUAACUAGGUCUGAAAGCAGUGAAAAUCCCAAAGGAAAACGUUUGUAUGUAAUCACAUGUUCAUUUGACAGGUAUACAUGUUCCUCCGAACACCUGAAACUUGUUUAAAACAAAAAGCAGUAUUCACUUCAAGUCAUGAAUUUAUAGAGAACGGUGACAUCUUAUGUCAGAAAUGUGUUUAUGAUCUUGCUUUUAAGUGAUGCUUUUUCUCCUAGGGCAUUACUUCUUAAAUUUUAGAAUGUGGAGCAAUCACCUAGGGAGUUUGUUUCAGGUGCGCGUUGCUGGGCCCACUGUAGAAUUCAGUGCGCCUCUAGACCUCACUUUGAGAAACACUUCGGUGGAGUUAUUCUUCCUUUGCCCUGUGGUUAAAUAUUAGAAAGCAUAUUCAUGAUAAAACAUUUUGAGGAGGGAUGAGCAGUGAGUUACUACCUUAUCCACAAUUUUAAAUUUUGAGUGAAUGACUUGAAGUUAGAUCAUCUUCUCAAAACAAAAUCAGUUUUCUACUGAUUUUCUAAUGUUACAAAUGAUGGACAUUUUUCUAUGAUGAGGUUUUAACCAUUAUUCAGGUGUUUUUUUUGUUUUUAAAUCUUUUUUUUAACUAAUAAUAUUUCAUGUGUAUAUUUUAUACAGAAUUACAUUACCAAUAUGUUUUUAAUUGUGUUCUGUUUUUGCCAUCUUUAAGUGCCAUGCCGGUCCUUUGUGAAAUAACAGUUCUCAGAAUACUCACCAGGGGAAUAAGGCAGAAUGAUGGUCUGAAUGGUUAGAAUUUCAGUGUUCUAAGAAAAGUUGUAUUUUGCGUAAGCGUGAUAUUUGUGGUCAGAUCAUUUUAUGUGUACGCAGCCUGGAUUUAGAUACCAGGUAUUAUGCUUGUUUGGUACCGGUACGUUUGUAUUUUUAACUUUUUUGUUUUUGUUUUGUCAUGUAGAAUACUGCCUUGGUCGUCAUAAUGUAAUCUGUAUUUGCAUACCAUUUUUUUUUUUUACUUUAAAAUCUUCAAAUAAAAUGUUUAAUACCCCGCUAGAAUGGAAUGUUUUUAAUAUGUAGCAGAUCAGAAAUUUAUAUAAGUACAAAGUUACAUCAAAAUUUAUUUAAGAAGGAAAAUGAAAACUUUCGAGUUUGGAAUUUUGCUGUUCUUAAAGCAGCAUUCUGGUAGUGAUGAUGCUGUCUGUAUUUUAGACAUUCACCCAUAAAUUAAAAUAAUCCCCAGUGUAUUUUUAAUCCCACCUUUUCAUGCAUCUCUUCUAGUGGAAAACAAAUUAGUAAAAAAUCAGCGAAACACAGCAUCUAAAGUGGUUUUAAAACUGAAGCAAAUUUAAACAGGUUUAGAACAGAUGAUUUUAAGGAUUAGAUUGUACAGCUGUUGGUUCUACCCUGGAGUUCCAGAACUCUUACUUUUUCAGUUGUAGCUAGUGUCCCUGGAUAAGCAAGUGGGAGCGUGGUGCUACAGGUUACAGCCCUCUUUACCAUACUAAAUCAUUGUUUUCUUCCCUUCACAAGGAGAGGGACUCUAAAGCACCUUUACUUUUUUCGGAAUUGACUCGUCAGAGAGCAAGGGCCUGUAUUAAACCACCUGAGGACUGAUCUCCUGUGCCUUCUCCAUUAUUUUAUCCUAAUCUCAACUCCUGCUUAAAAUGCAGUUACAAGGCAGCAUUAAUGAACUAUUGUCCAGGCUUCCUGUACCAAAUCAUAAAUUUGGUUGUUUUCUCUUAGUAAAAGCCCAAAGAGGAGCUUGAAGCUUUAGGGAAGGUUUACAUUAAGGCAGUUAGCCACUGGGGCAACCAGUUUCUCCCUGAAAUUCAGUAGCUUGGCUUCUGGACAACACCCAACAGUGAGUCAUUUGGUAUAUUUAAUGGCUGUUCCAUAAGUUUACCCUCCUCUGCUUUGGGACUUAAGGGAUUAGUUAAGACCCAGGUAGUCUAGGCAGGUUUGUAUCCAUAGUUAAGUUAGUUCCAGAAUUUUCUGGAAUUGGGGAAAAUGUUUCUAUUUAAUAGAUAUUUCCAGCAUCCUCAUCUCACUAUCAUGAAAUCCUAACUUAAUAUCUGCCUCCAUAUUUUCCUAUUCAAGGUGCUAAAUAAAGUGAAUAAAAAGACUGCCCUUGACAUUCAGAAUGGAGAAUAGACAUACUGGAUGCUUAUCUUCACAGCAGUCCAGUGAUGAAUGCCAAAUAAAUGCUGUGUGGUCAUGAUUGUUAUCAGCUUCACUAAUGAAACUUGUCUGGGUUUUAUUUGAUGUUCAUAUGUAAUUGAUCCAUGGUAAAUAGACAUUUUUUACAUUUAUGGUAGAUUCCCCAAAGCUUUCUGAAUUCACAUGUACCCUGUGAAAUAUUUGAUGCCUGUGUAUAUAUGUAUAUAUACCCUCCCCCCCCCCCAAAAAAAAUCCACUGCCUUCAAGUCAAUUCUGACUCAUAGGGACCCCAUAGGGUUUCCAAGGCUAUAAAUCUGUGGAAGCAGACUGCCACGCCUUUCUCCUAUGGAGCCACUGGUGGUUUGAAUCUCCGACCUUUCAGUCAGCAGUUGGUUGUUUUAACCACUAUGCCACCAGGGCUUCUAUAUAUAUAAAUAAAACAAACAAACAAAACAAAACCCCUUACCAUUGAGUCUAUUCUGAUUCAUAGCAACCCUGCAGAGGGUUUUCAAGGCUGUAAAUUUUUACGAAAGUGGACUGCCACAUCUUUCUCCCAUGGAGCAGCUGGUAGGUUCAAACCAUUGACCUUUUGGUUAGCAACCGAGUGUGUAACUAUGUGUGUAUAUGUACACACACACACACACACACACACAGAGGAAACCCUGGUGGCGUAGUGGUUAAGUGCUACGGCUGCUAACCAAGAGGUCGGCAGUUUGAAUCUGCCAGGUGCUCCUUGGAAACUCUAUGGGGCAGUUCUACUUUGUCCUAUAGGGUCUCUAUGAGUUAGAAUCAACUCGACGGCAGUGGGUUUUUUUGGUUUUAUACACACACGCACACACUCUGUAUUUUUACACAACACAUGCCUUCUAUGUUUCCCAACCGCUCCCUUCAAGGUAUUUUUGUUAAUACACUAUGCUAAUUUUUUUUUUUUUUUUUUUACAGCAACAUGUAAAAAAAAAUUGGCAUAGUGGUAAUUUGAGAAUACCUUGUGGGGUGGGAAGCAGGGAAGUGGUUGGCAAACAAACGUAGAAGGCAUGCGUUAUUUGUGUAAAAAUUGGGGUGUACACACACAUAUACAUGUUCACAUUAUGUGAAAGAUUAUUUUUGGCUUUUGUGCUGAGAAAUAUGAGUUGGAUUUUACAUGGAAAUGGGAGAGAAAACUGUCAGAUGCUUCCGCUUGGAUAUUGUGCAAUCCAGUUCUGAAAUUCAUCGUUAAAAUGAGUCCAGCUCAGAAUUUCAGGCUUUGAAUGUGAAAUGCAGCAGUGCAGUUGACUCUCAUCUGGCAACUUGUGUCUGUCUUACUGGCAGGGAGAUUGUGGUUUGUAUUCCAAUUACCAUUCUUAAUUUUUUUUUUGUUUAACUGAAAUUAUAAGUAUUUAAGAAUUAAGUGGCUUUUGAGUGUGAUCUUUUACAGGAUACCUGAACAUUAAAGCCCAAGCCAGAUGGAGUCACUAGACUUGAGUAAGUGUUUGUUGAAGUUUGUAUUGACAGGUUAGCUGGUCUGAAGCAAAUUCUAACUGUGUAAGAAAUAGCCUGUUGAAAGACUGUAUAGUAAAACCCUUAAAAUAUUCGAUCCUUUGUUUUUUCCAAAAAAAGAGAAGUGCUGAAUCUCUAGAAGUAGUGCCACUUAACCAGACUUUAAACUCACAUGACAAAAACUUACCUGUAAUGUGGAUAUGUGGGUGACUACACUUGGUGACUUUUUACAUUAUUCAUAACAUAUGUAGGAGUAAAAUCAUGUGAAGGUAGCUAAGUCCAGAAACAUAA
Loxodonta africana (African savanna elephant) is the source of this 7425-nucleotide messenger RNA. RefSeq names its product protein kinase C iota (gene PRKCI). Gene Ontology annotation, biological process: protein phosphorylation. The coding region runs from base 564 to 2012 and encodes 482 amino acids. Lineage: Eukaryota; Metazoa; Chordata; Mammalia; Proboscidea; Elephantidae. The transcript is spliced from 17 exons. Gene Ontology annotation, molecular function: diacylglycerol-dependent serine/threonine kinase activity; protein binding; ATP binding. The record is from RefSeq and is a predicted model, not a curated record. Gene Ontology annotation, cellular component: cytoplasm; nucleus.